CUGAAAAGCAGGCCUGGACUGUUUUGGUUCGUUGUUAUAGUUAUAGAUGGUUAUAAACGCUCCCUUCAUUUGAUUUCGGCACUAUGAGGAGUUUGUUUGGGGGAGGGUAUAUUUACAACAGAAUGGACAGGACGUCUAUACAGGGCUAUGAAGUGAACAGCAAGUGACGGAAAAACAGAAGUUCUAAUAACUAGGCCUAUUUAAUUAGCGAAGCCAAAACAGCAGCAAGAGCAAAUACGUCAGCGUUCGUUGUAAUGGAGAGAAAGGCUGAAAUCACAUGGGCAGGAAACAAUUUUGUUUGUGUGUGUGUGUGUGUGUGUGUGUGUGUGUGUGUGUGUGUGUGUGUGUGUGUGUGUGUGUGUGUGUGUGUGUGUGUGUGUGUGUGUGUGUGUGUGUGUGUGUGCAGACGCAACAUAAACGUUAUACAAACAACACAGCAAUGUGCAGUCGAAGAUACUUGACCACUAUGAGGCCCGCCGCGGCGGUGGGAGACCGCGGCGGUGUGAACCCAGACGCACUGGUUAGAGGAACAUCACACCGCUAGGUUUCAUCCCGUGGGUUCAAAACCGGUCCAGCACAGUCGGAAACCGAAGCCGAGUUAGCGUCACCGAUAUUUGAAAAAUAGUGGAAAAUAGGACCAAUAAUCAUUGUCGGACCGGAUAUUGGCCUGCAUUUUUAGAGUAUUAUUCUCUUGGCCUUCUUUUGUGCUACGAAACUACAGGCUGACCUCAACAAGUUAUGAGUUCUGUUUCAGGCCACGUUUUAACUAGUUCUGUGACGCCCCCUGCUGUCAAUCACUCGCAAAGUGUGUGUGUGUGUGUGUGUGUGUGCGUGUGUGUGUGUGUGUGUGUGCGUGUGUGUGUGUGUGUGUGUGCGCGUGUGCGUGUGCGCGCGCGUGUGUCAGCAGAAAGAAACACAGUUUAAACUUGGAGAAACAGGAAUUCUAUUUGAAGAGCAGAAAGAGGAAAUAUGAAGAUGGAAGGGAUGCUUAGAGGACCACACUGAGUCACACACGGACACACGGACAGAGAGACUCAACAUGGACGGCUGUCUCUUGGCCACAGUGCUCUCUCUGCUGCCAGCCUUCCUGGGAGCCCAGGGCUCAGCCGACGACAGCUGGUCCAUGACGGUGCCACCGGAGGUGCGUGCGACCGAGGGCUACCCGGUGGUGCUGCCCUGCUCCUUCAGCCACCCCAACCACACCCCCCACUCCUCCCUGCUGGUGGCCUGGCGGCAGGGCACCACCCGCCUCUUCCACUGCACCACCCACGCCGGCCAGCAGGCCUGCGAGGCCUCCCCCCAGCAGGACCCCCGCUACCGGCUGCAGGGGAACCCGCGGGAGCACGACCUCUCCCUGCGCAUCAACAGCGCCGCCCUGCAGGACGGAGGCCGCUACUACUGCCGCGUGGAGGUGCCGGGGCACAAGCACGCCAGCUACGAGGACAGGAUGGGCACACUGCUCCGGGUGGAGGCACCGCCGCGUAUCCUGUCCCUGUCGGUCCAGGGCAGCGAGGACUCGGGGUUCAGGGCGCAGUGCGAGGUGGAGGGAUCCCCUCUUCCGGACAUCCAGUGGGUCUCCCCGGACCACCUGCUGCUGGAGGGGCUGGAGGUGGGGCGGCCAGGCCAGGGCUCCUCCCCCUCCCAGGGCUCCUCCCCCUCCCAGGGCUCCUCCCCCUCCCGGCACCACGCCGUCAGCCAGCUCCCUGACAUCCGCCCUGGGCAGCAGUACACCUGCAGCGCCACCAACCCCCUGGGCAGGGAGCAGGCCACGCUGUACCUCCUACCCCCCAGGAGGGAGGCCUGCCCAGGGGCCACCGGCCCUCCUCUCCUGCUCCUGCUCUCGCUGUCCCUGGGGGCCAAGGCCCUGCUGCUAGGGGGGGUGGGGGUGUGGGCGGUGCAGGGAAGGGCCUCGUCUGGCCCUAUCUGUAGGUGGAGGUGAGCCGGUCUACAAGCCCACAACCGCUGUAUUCCUGGGCUUGGUGUCAUAGACCUCUGAAGAAUAAGUCCCGCCUCCAAGCCUCCCGGUUCCCUCGGUCAAAUGUCGAUGGGAAAUAACCUGGUUUUUUUUAAUGACCGUACAUAACAAACUCUGUAGGCGACGAGGAAGUUAAAGCUGCGUCACGUGGGUUUUUGGAUAUUCGGUGCCGUGAGAGUAGUAAACAAUUAUUAAUGCUACUUUAACGGCACAGACAAUCCAAAAAAAACUGUUGAAACUAGAGGGAAAAAGUGUGUGGUUCAAAACGUCACGCGGCUUUUACUUCUUGGCCGGCCACAGAGUUUGUUAUGUACGAUCAGGAGGGUGCCGGAGCCUCGGAGGCGGGACUUGCUCUUCAGAGGUCUUUUCACCCUUUCUCUCUCACCCUCACUGGUCGUUUCUCAUGUCAUGUGAUUGGUGAUGUCAUGCCGUUGUGCUGCCUGCUGGGUACACUGAUGAUGACCAGACUGGAAUCAGGGGAAAGGAGAUGACUGGAAUGGAGUUUUCACAUUUUCUCAUGAUUAAUUCUUGCCUCCUGUUUGGAGGCAGGAUCGGUCAAGAUUUGGCAAAAGUCUUCAUGUAGAUCAAUGUUGUGUUUACCUUCAUGCGUUGACCUUGCUGUGACUUCUUGCAUGUUCAAGGGAAUACUAGAAUAAACAACACAACAAGCCGA
Molecule: messenger RNA, 2648 nt
Organism: Gadus morhua (Atlantic cod)
Lineage: Eukaryota; Metazoa; Chordata; Actinopteri; Gadiformes; Gadidae
Product: sialic acid-binding Ig-like lectin 15
Exons: 3
Coding region: 1040-1939 (299 amino acids)
Biological process (GO): regulation of osteoclast development; regulation of bone resorption; regulation of actin cytoskeleton organization
Cellular component (GO): plasma membrane
Source: RefSeq, a predicted model, not a curated record